Messenger RNA from Cyclopterus lumpus (lumpfish), 2843 nucleotides. It is a transcript of the gene usf2, whose product is annotated as upstream transcription factor 2, c-fos interacting. The coding region runs from base 594 to 1571 and encodes 325 amino acids. The record is from RefSeq and is a predicted model, not a curated record. Gene Ontology annotation, biological process: regulation of transcription by RNA polymerase II. The transcript is spliced from 11 exons. NCBI's taxonomy places the organism in Eukaryota, Metazoa, Chordata, Actinopteri, Perciformes, Cyclopteridae. Gene Ontology annotation, molecular function: DNA-binding transcription factor activity, RNA polymerase II-specific; protein dimerization activity; RNA polymerase II cis-regulatory region sequence-specific DNA binding.
CCGUGAAUAAACACGACGGAUCCAUUCGAACCACCGCGUGGUGUGAAUGUUGGGUGACGACCGCUGACGGCUCACAGAAGCCAAACGAAACCAAAAAAAGACGCGCACUCGUGUUUUUUGUCACAUUAUAAACGAACAAAAUAGUCCACUCCGUAUCUUAUCGGCCGCAUGUCGCAGCCCGCAGCUCUGCGCGGAUAAACAGCAGCUGUGCGCCGCGGAGCAGCGAAAGAAUAAAAAAGGGAAACCCAAGGACAAACACAUUCCCAGCGAACGAAUUGACAGGAAAUGAUCUUCCACCCGUUCAUCGACAUUACUCCACGGACCGGAGCACCGCCGCCUCCGCCGCGCCGCGCAAACACCCACAGAGGGGUUGUUUUUUAGUCUGUGUGUGUUUUUUUUCCGCACAGACGCAGUCGACCGCCUCCCGCUCAGCAGCGGCCUCCAUUUUAGCUCCUUGCCCGGCCGCCGCCUCACGUGUCCUGGACUGUCUUCCUCACAUGACCCGUGUGUUUGUCCCCGUGAUCAGCGCUUCCAUCUCCGUAAAUCAGUGUGGUUGAAUAUCCGCGUGUUCGUGUCCCUCCGCAGAAAGCUCCAUGGAUCUGCUGGAGCAGAGUCUGGACAGCUCGGCGAGUCACGACAAACAGGAAACGGAAGAGGUGGUGCAGUUACAGGAAGGAGAGACGGUGGGGACGGAGGAGCAGACUGCCGUGACCAUCACUGGUGUCCCGCAGGCUGCGUUCACUGACCACAAUGUGCAGUACCAGUUCCGCACUGAGAACAGUGGAGGACAGGUGACGUACCGCGUGGUACAGGUGACCGACGACCAAUUGGAAGCGACGGCUGACGGGACCGGAGCCGUCAGCGUCGUCUCCAGCGCGGCGUUCGCCGGAGCCCCUCAGGCUGUGGCUCAGGCUGUCAUCCAGAACCCUUUCAGUAACGGGGGCAGUCCCGGCGGCGAGACGGUGGGGGGCGAGACGCGCUUCGCUUAUUUCCCUGCCACCACCGUCAGCGAUGGGACGGCCGUGUCCGUGCAGGCCACCGCCGACCCCACGAUAGCACAGGCGGGAGGCCAGUUUUACGUGAUGAUGAGCCCCCCCGAGGUGCUGCAGACGACGGCCCCCCGCACCAUCGCGCCACGCACACACACCUACACUGCAGACCUUGGUGAGAGCGAGAUGUUGCAGCAUGGCAGUUCAAACUGGAAGGUGGAGGGUCCCCGGGCGCCCAGAGACGAGAGGCGGAGAGCACAGCACAAUGAAGUGGAGAGACGAAGAAGAGACAAGAUCAACAACUGGAUUGUCACACUUUCCAAAAUCAUCCCCGACUGUAGCAUAGACAGCCGAACUGGAGCGAGUAAAGGAGGCAUCCUGUCCAAAGCGUGCGACUACAUCCGAGAGCUGCGUCAGGGCAACCAGCGACUGCAGGAGAGUUACAAAGAGGUGGAGCGGGUCGAGAUGGACAACGAGCUGCUGAGACAACAGAUUGAGGAGCUGAAGAACGACAACGCGCUGCUUCGAGCGCAGCUGCAGCAGCACGGCGUAGAGGUCAACGGAGAUGCGACGCCACAGUGAUCGUGGACUGGACACGCGUAACGCCACAAGCACAAUGUCGCAUCGUCCCCGCCACCUGAACAAUAUCGGGAAAGGAAUAGAACGAGAGACAAUCUCCAUCUGAAAUUGGACCACGCAAGAAGAAACGCGCACGGAGAAGACCGCUGAAGGACUCCUCCUCCUCCAGCUGUUCCGAGGCCGAACGCUCUAAAUGCGUUUACUGUGUAGCUCGAUGGACCUCUCGCCUCUGCGUGAAAAGGAAUACGACCUCCGCACAGCACCACCACGCUUGCGCCAAACUUUCCUUUUUACUUUUAAAUUAUGAACCCGCCACAGAGAAAUUUCCUUUUAACGACUUCACCAUUUUAUUUUUUGUUGACUAUUUGAAACGACUAAAUGUGACUCGACUGAUGGCUCCACUUUGCUUUUAAUUUAUUAGUGUUUAAGGAACGUGUGCACAGAAAGCUGAUUGUAGAAUUAACUCUUUUUUUUCUUCUUUUCUUCCCCCAGCAACAAAUUCAUAACGGGCCAAUCAGAUAUUCUCAUCCCCCUCAUCUGUCACCAAGGAUAGUUAAAUAUUACAGUGGGUCGCGCGUAUAUAUCGUUGAUCUGUGGGAAAGUUGAGGUAGCUUUUUAAAAAUCUAUGCCUCUUUAUACUGACAACAUAAUCCAAGGUCGGUAAAUAUAAAAUCUAUCAUAUUUUUCAGAUUUGAUGGCACAGGCAUGCAGGUUGUACGUUUAGCCUGAACAGAAGCCAGUGGGAGAAUCUAGGCGUUGACAUAGCUCAGGUAAUCGGGAUCGUGCACUGGCAAAUGGUUCAGUCUUCACACCGUUUAGUUCUCUCUCGUUAGGUGAAUGAUGAUUUGCAUGGUGGGGAAUCUUCAUUUUAACGGGUUGGUUUGUGUAUCUGCUUAAUACGUCACUGAAAGAGAGGUUCAGUCAUGAGAGGUCUUGGUUUGAGACCAGCCUCUGGUUUGACUCACUAGUAUUGCUGCAUCUUAGUUGACGCCUGAGGUGGCUCUUUUGUUUUUGUUUAUUUUCUCCUCUCCUCUCCCUCCCACACACACACACACACACACACACUUCCCUAAUCUCUAAACGUUUGGGACAGAAGACCAUAAAGCGACCACGGUCAGGAAUGCGCUGAGAGCGGUCCGGAUGCGAGUGAUGAUGGUUGUAACUAACCAGCUUAUGUCUACACUGAAAGUCACCACAGCAUGGAGCGAGAGAACAAACUAUAACCACUGGCAUGACUAAUUCUGAUACUCCAAUAAAACAAUUGUUUAUACCCUA